Messenger RNA from Peniophora sp. CBMAI 1063, 570 nucleotides. NCBI's taxonomy places the organism in Eukaryota, Fungi, Basidiomycota, Agaricomycetes, Russulales, Peniophoraceae. The record is from the annotation of a GenBank genome assembly.
AUGCCACGCGCUCCUUCCACCAGCCGUGCGCCUGCGCGCGGCGCCUGGAUUGGCAAGACGCUAGCGUACUCUCGAUACCGUCUGGGAGCCACAGAUCUGAACAGCAUUCAUCCCACGGACAUCAAGCCCCACGGCCGCGGCUACAUCCACAGGUACAACCUGUGCGAUGUGAAGCUCAUCCACGCCAAGGUCGCCGAAAUGGUCAAGACUUUGCAAGUCGAUGCGCCUCCAGGCGACACCGUGCCCGAGAAUGGCGAUGUGCUCGUGCGCUGGAAGGCUAAGAAGGACUAUGACCUGAACGAUCACCAGAUCAACCGCAUCCGUCCUUGUCGUAUAGAAACAAACCCGUAUGAUGCAGAACGGACUCCGAUGCGCACUCAUAACGUCGUCGACGUUCAGGCCCUGGCGCAUGCUAUUGAAGGACUCGGAGCUAUGGAGGCACCUCUGGACGCACAAAUCGCACACGACGCCAUACCUUAUGGAAACCGCUGGGAUGAUGAUUACAACCCGUUCGACGGUCUCUCAUCGUUGGAUGCCGCAAAUCUUCUCGCCUACGUGCUGAACGGUUGA